GUCUGGCCGCCCAUCUGGGUGACGUAUGGGGUACGGGCAGUGGGAGAACGAAUUACCCAGUAGAAAACGUGCCACUGGCCCCGUGAGGAUGCUGCAGAGAGGAUUCCCAGAGUCUGGUCUGCAUGAUUGUGAUACACGACGCUCACCCACGACGGCGACUUGUGCCAAAGCAGCCGCCAUCUCACCUCCCAGCAACAGCCGCAACCACAACACGACCAUUGACCAAACCCUUCUUUCCCAACUGCAGUCUGCUGGCCAUCGCUCCAUCAGCGCAGGCGCUCGUCGCGACAUCACUCCGUUCCUGGACUACCCCCACCAUCCUGCACUGGGUCCUAUUAUGCAGUCCCGUGUGACGCCUUGCGGCUACAGCAGUGAAUCCUGUGGAUACUGCAAAGAUGCAUCGAGUGGCCGUCGCAGUCAGAAUUCUCGAGCUUGUUACUAUUUCUCAUCGAGCAACCUGACAGUUGAUGUUUAUCAACUCCUCGUAGAUCGUGGUUGGAGACGAUCAGGCACCAUCUUUUACAAACCGGAUGUCCUACGACACUGCUGUCCUCACUACACAAUUCGCCUUCCCGUAGCCUCCUUCAAACCCUCAAAAGACCAGCGACGGACAGUCAACAAAUGGAACGACUAUGUCUUAGGCGAAGAGUAUCAGAAGGAAGCCACGAAACUGUAUCCCAAGACAAGAGAAGAGAAAGCUCGGCUCAAGACUACAUUCGACCUGAUCUCUGAAGUCUGCAAGGCAGAUGUGGAGAACAUCAAGCGUCCACCAGAACCCGCACACAGGUUCGAAGUGACACUCGAACCCGCCGAUUUCACAGUCGAGAAGUUUGAGGUCUUCAAGAACUACCAGCAAAACGUUCACAAGGAGAAGCCAUCCGAGAUAUCGCAAUCCGGCUUCAAACGUUUUCUCUGCGCUUCACCCUUGCAGAAGAGUUCUGAACAAACGAAUGGAAAGACUCAACUCUUAGGCUCCUAUCAUCAAUGCUAUCGUCUUGAUGGCCGCCUCAUUGCAAUGGGGGUUUUGGAUCUGCUACCUCAUUGUGUCAGUGCUGUCUACCUGAUCUAUCAUUCGGACUUCGAAAAGUGGCAAUUUGGAAAGCUAAGCGCUUUGAGAGAGACUGUACUAGCGCUCGAAGGUAGCUACCAGUACUACUACAUGGGCUACUACAUCCAUUCGUGCACAAAGAUGCGGUACAAGGGCGACUACAAACCGCAGCAUGUUCUGGAUCCAGAGACAUAUGAGUGGAACCCUCUAGAGGGCGAGCUGAAGGAGCUUCUUGACAAGAAAGCCUACGUCUCGCUGUCAAGAGAACGUCGGGCUAAAGGUGCUGCGAAGCCUACGACUGUGGAAAAUGCCAACAUGGAGCCCCUAGCAGAUGACUCGCAGCCCACUGACCUCUCGGAAUUCACUCUAGCGACUGCAGCAGAAGGCGGCAAAGCAGUACAGAACGGAAUGUCGCUGUUCGACUUGAAAGUUCCGGGACUCAUGACAGUAGAGGAGAUUGGAGAGCAGCUGAAUCUCGAUGCAAUGCCUAUACGAGUGAGAGGGCGAAUGGCAAAGACCAGGGACCUGAUGUCAUGGAACAAUAGUGAUAUACGGGAUCCUCAUUCGGUUAAGGGAAUCGUGGGCGAGUUGGUCGCGUGUCUGGGUUCGGAAGCCUCGUCGAAGGUUGUUGUAGAGCUUGGUUGAAGGUGUCAGGAGUGGACGCAGACCCUCGGCUCUUUGUCACGAUUGACGAUGAAAUUGGGCAUAUAUCGAAUGAUUAAACUUUUAUCACAGUAC
Messenger RNA from Dothidotthia symphoricarpi CBS 119687, 1786 nucleotides. RefSeq lists its product as uncharacterized. Lineage: Eukaryota; Fungi; Ascomycota; Dothideomycetes; Pleosporales; Dothidotthiaceae. Gene Ontology annotation, cellular component: cytoplasm. Gene Ontology annotation, biological process: protein arginylation. The transcript is spliced from 7 exons. The record is from RefSeq and is a predicted model, not a curated record. Bases 26 to 1693 code for a protein of 555 amino acids. Gene Ontology annotation, molecular function: arginyl-tRNA--protein transferase activity.